Molecule: messenger RNA, 1017 nt
Organism: Brassica rapa (field mustard)
Lineage: Eukaryota; Viridiplantae; Streptophyta; Magnoliopsida; Brassicales; Brassicaceae
Product: protein PLANT CADMIUM RESISTANCE 8
Source: RefSeq, a predicted model, not a curated record
UUCUUUUCGGCGAAAGAGAUUACAAGUUUCUUUGUUUUAUUUAUAAGAAAAACGCAACUUUUCUAUUGAAUAUUAUUGGAUUAUUUCAUACGCUAAGGAGAAAAAUAAGAAAGCUUCUCAUUCUCCUAUAAAUCAACCCUUCACGUCAAACUGCUCAGCUACACUAUACAUAUCAACCAAUGGGUCGUGUUACUACUCCACAAAGGGGGAAUCCAGAUGGCAGUUCACCAGUUCAGCAAACCGGUAUACCGGUCCAACAAACCGGAGUUCCCAUGAGCCAAUUCGCACCGCCGGGCUAUCAUCAAGCUAAUGUUAACAUAUCGGUUGGGACUCCAUGGAGGAGUGGUUUGUUUGAUUGUCAAGAAGACCAAACCAAUGCCGUGAUGACAGCAAUCUUACCAUGUGUGACAUUCGGACAAAUAGCUGAGGUGUUGGAUGAAGGAGAGAUGACUUGUCCACUUGGAAGUUUCAUAUACUUGUUGAUGAUGCCGGCUUUGUGCUCACAGUGGGUGAUGGGAUCAAAGUAUAGGGAAAAGAUGAGGAGAAGAUUUAAUCUUGUGGAAGCUCCAUAUUCAGAUUGUGCCACUCAUGUUUUAUGCUCUUGUUGCUCUCUUUGUCAAGAAUACAGAGAGCUCAAGGCUAGGAAUCUUGAUCCUUCUUUGGGUUGGAAUGGGAUACUUGCUCAAGGGCAAUAUGGGAGUGAAGCACCAGGUAAUGCACCACCAAAUCAAUAUAUGACUAAGUAAACAUUUACUCUUAGUUAAGCUCCAUAUUUGAUACACAUUAUUUGCGAGCAUUAUACAAUGCAAGUGUGUUAUAUGUUUUUUUUUUCUUUUUGAAACAAACAAGUGUGUUAUAUGUAUUAAUUAAAAUGAUUACAACGGUUUGUUCAAGUGUAUGGGUUUUGUUGUUGCUGUUUCUAUGUAACUAAAUUGGUUUGAAUUUUUUUUUUAUCAAUUGUUGAUUAUUGUAGAAAUGUUAUUAUUGAUGUACUAAAUUGGAUGUUGUUUUUGUCAA